Molecule: messenger RNA, 589 nt
Organism: Sphaerulina musiva SO2202
Lineage: Eukaryota; Fungi; Ascomycota; Dothideomycetes; Mycosphaerellales; Mycosphaerellaceae
Product: 60S ribosomal protein L37
Exons: 4
Coding region: 56-340 (94 amino acids)
Biological process (GO): translation
Cellular component (GO): cytosolic large ribosomal subunit; ribosome
Molecular function (GO): structural constituent of ribosome; RNA binding
Source: RefSeq, a predicted model, not a curated record
UGCGACUUCACUACCACAUCUUCAUCACCCAGCGACCAGGACAAAUACCGCCAACAUGACCAAGGGUACCAGCUCGUUCGGAAAGCGCCACAACAAGUCGCACGUUCUGUGCAGACGUUGCGGCCGCCGCUCCAUGCACGUUCAGAAGCACACUUGCUCCAACUGCGGAUACCCAAGCGCCAGCGUCCGAAAGUACAACUGGGGUGAGAAGGCCAAGCGAAGAAAGACCACCGGUUCUGGUCGCACGCGCUCGCUCAAGCUCAUCUCCCGCAAGUUCAAGAACGGCUUCCAGAGUGGUGCACCAAAGGGCGCCCGCGGACCAACUGCCACCUCCUCAUAAACGAUGUCAAGAUGCAUGGGAGAUGACGGGUAGAGCGCGAAGCUGGGUUGCUCGGAGUUCAGGCGGAUCGGACUUUGUUUGAAGAGGUCGGAUUGCAGCUCGAAAAGACUUGUGGCGGACAGACGACCAUGAGAGCAGGCGCUCGGAGACAGGGCCAGCAGCCUCUGCGACAAUACGUGCGCCAACAGUAGUCUAUGGACAGGCUAAAAUAGCUGAAGUGAACGAAUAUGAUCUCUCUGCACCCAGACC